UUGAGUUACUAGUUGGAAACUUUACAUAUAAAAUGUCCUCUUGUUUACAAAACAGUGCAAGAUACUGGGAACUGAUGUAAUUUAUUGUUUUAUUUAAUGGUGGAAACGAAGAACUAAGUUCAAAAUCUCAAAUGUCAAUAAAGACUUAAGGCAGGAUCAUCAGCUUGGAGCUAUGCUGAUUUAUCUCAGCUAAAGAUUUAGGCCCCAAUCCUGCACACACUUAUGCACAUGCUUAACCUUAAUACUGUGAGUAGCCCUAUUGUUAAGCAUGUGUAUAAGUGUUUGCAGGAUCAAGGUCCUGUUCUGUAAGUCUGUAAAGAGGUUGCUUGUUGGUGAUCAUUGCACAGUAAUGAAAUAAGGCUAAAUACUGAUAACUGUUUCCAUGGGUUUAAAUCUGGGGUAACACUGCUGAAAUUAGUAAAGUUGCUUUGAAUUUACACCAGUGUAACUGAGAUCAAAAUCUGCCCGUAACAAAUAUAUCAACCAAAUCUGAUGUUAAAUAAUGUGACUAUGAACCAGAUCCUGCUUAUUUUAUUCAUGUGACUAGACCUAGGCCCUGCGUGGGGACAAGAGCCAGCCUUAGCAGAUUUACAGUGGGCUGUCAAACAAUUUUUGGCUGCCACUCAAUCUCUGCCCCCAGUCAAGUUGAUUCUUUUCUAUCAUAACUGACAUAUGAUCACAUUGCUAGUGUGCAGUACCGAUCAAAGGAUCUGGGGAAGAGAUAGCAAGAUAUUUCUUUGGGAUAAAACCCAAACACAACUCACUUCAUGUUUACAUGCAACCUGAGAGUGAGUGAGGUAAUUAGUUAUCUUAUUAGGUUCUGAGGCAUUUGGGGCCCAGUUGCCAACAUUAUUAAAGAAAACUUCUGCAAAGGAAUAUUUUGAAAUAAACAGGGGUUAACUAGCGCCCCGCCACUGGAGAAUGUUGUGUUCAUUCUGGUGAAUUUCAGCACAUUGCUUCUGUACACAACACAUUCUACAUAAAAGUGUAUAGGCAAAGCUUUCACCAGCAGAUUGUCGGAUCACUCCACUGAGUAAUUAAGUUAAAAAUCAUAAAUGAUAAUAAAGACAUAGGACCAGAUCAUUUACUGGUAUAAAUUGGCACAGUUGCAUUGACUUCAGUUGCUCCAAUUGCACUGCAAUUAAAGCAAUCUGUAGCAGUCUGCAAAAAGAGGGAGAGAAAGAUGAAAGAAGGAAUAGGACACAAAGGAAGGAAUGAAGGAGGGGAAAGAGCAAGAAGGAAAAGGCAGAAGGAGAAGCAGCAACUUAAAAAAAAAGUCUAUAUAAUGUUAAUAAUAAGAGCUAAGGAGCUCCUUGGGCUCUCUGGUGAUUACACAACCCAGGCAAGCCCCACUCCUGUUUAUGACAUUACUUGAAUCCUCUGGAUAGUCUUAAAGUCUUCUAGCUGAAAAUUACUUAUUUAUUCUAUAUUAAAGUGCCCUUGGAAUAAUAUUUUUGGUGACUUUUAGUUUGUACAAAACAGAGAGACUGAUUGUAAUCUCUUUAAAAUGAAAACAGACUGCUGCUGUGGGGGUUGGCCCAGCCUACCAUGGGGGAGGAUGCUGCAGUGUGUGAGUACACAGUUCUAGCUCACCCCGCAUUGCUGCUGCUUGACUGGGCCACUUGACUAGCUUUUGAAGUUUUUACCUUCCCCGUUUCCAUCUGUUGCUUUUGUAUAUCAGCAAUUUAGGAAAAAUACCAUAUUGGGAUGUGUUCAUGAGCCUAUCUCUACAUCUGUCUGCAUAUGUGUUUUACACUGGUAUUAAUUUUUAUACUAUCUAUAACCCAGCAGUUCAACAGCCUGUCUUGGGUUUGUAUUUAAUUUUUUUUCUGUCUUGAAAAUCUUUUUACUUUAUUCUGUUAUCUUAAUAAAGGGUACACUCCUCAUUCUUGUAAUUCUCAUAAUGCUGCCAAAGCAGAGAGAGAAGAAAUAAGAGAGGAGGCUCCCCGAUGAAAUCUAUUGUGGCAUCUAAGACUUUGAUAGGUAGCAUAAAGAAAACAUCCAUUGUAUUACACUCCCUGCCAUGAUUCCUUCUUGCUGUUAUGGUCAAAGAGGCAGUUCAAUUAAGGCCUAAUUUGACAUACACUGAAAUCAAGGGAAGUCUUUCCACUGACGUCGAUGUAUUUGGAUCAGGCCCUUAGUGGAUAAGAUUUCUGUAACUACAGAUCUUUGGCCCAGAGCUACAAACCUGUUUAAACCCCAGACAUCCCAGGUGAAUUCUCUGACCACUGGACUAAAAGUUAGAAGAUGGGCACCAUCAAGUCCUUUGUGGCCAUUUUGUGCGGAGUGAGGGAGGCACCUAACUUAUUCUUCCAAGAAACUACCUAGGUGCGUAAGCCACCUGACUCCAGGAGAUGGGUUCUGCAUUAAUGGAUCACUAUGCAGAGAAAGGUGCCUCCCGACAGUCCAGACUUUGGCACCUGUUUCCAUAAGGGGGUGGGGAUUAGCGCACACACCACUGUUGCCAACAUCUCCCAUUGGCUAGUCCCACCAAGCAUGUUGGCUUUUGUUGAUUGCAUUUUAAGGCACCUAUCUCUCCAAAUCCAUUGUAUAGGGAUCUUAGAUUUCUAAUUCAGGUUUUGUGAAUGGUAAUAUUGUUCCUGUGAUUUUCUAGGCAUCUAAAAGUUAGGCCCUGUGACACUCUGCAUUGCAAUACCUAAAUUCCUUUGUGGAUCUGGUCCUUGGUUUUCAGUUUUAACAUGGAGCCAAGCCCUGCUAUCCUUGGCAGUCCUUUCUCAAGCAAAAUUCACAAUGUAAUAGAAACUUCUGUGUUCCUUAAUAUGCAACCCAGAUUUUUAACAUUUUACACAAAAGGUAGUUUGAAGUAAUGACCUAGAACAUUGUAAUGCUGUAGUAGCAUCAAAGAACUGAAGACUUCUGAUGGUUGUGUAAUGGGUCCAACUUUCACUUUCUCAUCUCCUAAUGGAGAAGACAUUUGCAAUGAUCUUUUACAAUAAUCAGUUUGCUCUCUGCUCAAGGUAUGACUUGAACACAAAUUUUUGGGUAUCUAAAACUGUUUUCAUAUCCCGAGAUACAAGCUUAAAAUAACUAUUCAAGAACUGUUAUUUAUGUUGAGCAUCAUGGGUGAAAUCCUGGCCCUAUUAAGUUAAAUGAGAAUUUUGCCACUGACUUCGGUGGGAUCAGAAUUUCACCCUAGGACUAUAGCUAUAUCUGUGCAGAGCUCACACUGGAGUUGCAGCAGCAGAGCAUCAAUAUGAGAAUUCCUCUCAGCAUGGAGAAGUGUGCAGCCAUCACCAUGUGGAAGCUCAUAAGUGGCUAACCAGUUUGGUGUUGGUAAAUAAAAGCUGUUGUCAUGGAGAGAUGAAUUGCUAUUGAGAGGGUACUGUUGUCUCGGGUCAUAAAGAUUGGCAAUGCGCAGGAGGUUACUGACAGCUCUGAACACCUGGCGUUUCCACAUUGUAUAGGGGCCACUGAUGAGACCCCAUUAUCUACCCCACUACCAUGUCUCAGAGUUCAUCAGCAAAAAGGAAUAUUUCUCCAUGAUCAUGAAAAACCUGGUUGAACUUCAUUCUUGCAAUAGCCAGCAACUUGUCUGUGCUGCUCCAUCUUUUUUUUGCUUCCUUCCUGCACAAAAAUUAUGAGUUCAAAUACAGAAGUUAAAUACAUUUUUAUUACUAGAUCCCUGCCAACAUAGUAAUAGGUCAGCUGAACACGCAUGCAACCAGUUUACACUCUAAAUUAUAGUGUAAAAAACCUAUUCCACCUUUACUGCUUUGCAGUUUACUCACAGCUAAUUUAGUGUUUAACACCAUUGCAAUACAUCUGGUACUUAAUGAUACAGCAUCUGUUGCAGUACUAGGGAUACCCUGGUACAGCAGUAAUUGGGCUAUUGGGAAGAUGGGUAUUAAUAUCAUUUUUUCAUCUAAGUAUGUUAGUUCAGUCUGCCUUCACCAUGCUUACAGGAAUACUUACAUUGGCAACACCACUGGCAGACAAUGAAAGAAGUUAUGUGCCAGUGAACAUAUCCUUACUCAAAAUCAAAGUGGAUAUGCAUAGCAAUUCUCUUAAAUGUUCAACCGUGUUGUGGAUUAUCGAAUACAUCAAUUACCCAACUCCAUUGCCAAGUUUAUCUUCUGAUUAGAUCCAUGAACAUGUUCCCCACAGCGAUGCAGAUCAAGUAAACCAAAGAGUAUUUGGCACAGUUAUAUAAAUGAAAAUCUAAGAAAUUUUGGAACUUCCUGAAAGUUGUCAAAAGGCUUGCAUGAAAACAUACAAUCUGACUUCAGUGGGAGUCCUUAAAAGUUUAAAUUAAGUACAUGUGUUUGCAGGAAUGGGGCCUAUUUUAAGAUAAGAUCAACAAAACCAGGUGUCAUCAACAGAGAGAGGGAAAGGGGUAUGAACAGCAUGAUUAUGCAAUCAGUGGGGAGGUUAGUGCAUGCAUCCUGAAAAAGAAUUUUGUUUAUAUUUAUUUUGUGAUGCUGUACUCCAUAUGCUUUAUGGAAAUAUGCUUAUGAAUAUGACAUAACUGGAAUUUGCUUUACGCUAAAUACCCCUUGUAUGGUGUCAUUAGAUAGCUUGUAAUCUACUAAGUGUGUUCAUCCUAUUUGUUUGCAUGUAUUAUUUCUAUAUCUGGAGUUAGGAGAAUAAGAUAUAAACUUUUAUCACUGAUGUAAACAUAUUAAGUGGAGGCCAUUAAGGUUGCUCCAGAAACAAUCAGUUGUAAAUGGCCUUAGUUACUUUAAAGCCUUCCUGUGUACAUGUGGGCCAGCCCAUGGGGAAUGGAGACUAGGGAUCCUACAGUGACAUGUGACCAGGUCACCUGAUAAUGAAAUCCAUCUUAAAUCUGAUACUUUUCCAUUUAGAAGGAAGGGUGGGGACCCAGAGAGACAAAAGAUUCCUGCCUUGUGCCAAAGCUAUAAAAGGGGGCAGAGCAGGACAAAAGGGGCUGCCAGUCAUGAGAAAACCCAGGUUUACCACCUGAGAUAUCUGCUGGAACUAACAAGGACUGUACCAGGGGAAAGGAUUGGGCCUAGACUAGGAAGGCAUCUAGUCUGUGAAAGAAGCUUAUUGGAACAUCUCUGAGGAUGAGAUAUUAACUUAUAAUCAGUUUCUUAAUGUAUUAGGCUUAGACUUGUGUGUUUUUGCUUUAUUUUGUUUGGUGACUUACUUUGUUCUGUCUGUUAUUACUUGAAACCACUUAAAUACUACUUUUUAUACUUAAUAAAAUCACUUGUUUAUUAAUAAACUCAGAAUAAGUGAUUAAUACCUGGGAAGCAAACAGCUGUGCAUCUCUCUCUCUAUCAGUGUUAUGGAAAGCGGACCAUUUAUGAGUUUACCCUGUAUAACCUUUAUACAGAGUAACACGGAUUUAUUUGGGGUUCAGAAAGACUGAAGGCUGGGUGCUUGGAAAGUCCCUGUUAACUGAGAAGCCCCUUGGCUGAGUGAAUCUGUUUCAGUGAAGUGCAGAGAGGCAUGGCCCAACGUCUGGGUCUGUGCUGGAGCUGACUGGAGCGUCCAACUCAGCAAGACAAGAGUGGAGGGGCGCCUCUUCUGGCAGGAGGCUUGUUCUCAAUGGUAUCCCAGCUCACUGAGUGACAGUCUCGAGGGGAGUCUCUGUCACUGAACGCAUCACAUAUUUGUUCAUUUUAUUCAAGCUAUAGCUGAACUGUACCCUUAAGACAGUAAGUAAGUAAGUUCUGAGAGAGAUUUCAAGCAGGAGAAGGUGGAGCUGUGGCAGAAAAGAUCAAUAACACUUCUAUGUACUUAUUUUCAGUAUUAAUUGUUGCUGUUUGUUGUUAUUAUUAUUUGCAGUAACAUAGUCUGGCAGACAAAGAUUUGGUCUGAGAAACAGGAACUCCUGACUUUGAAUUCAGUGUCUGGCACUGAUUUGCUCUGUGGCUGUAGGCAUUUGACAUAAACUUGCUGCUUCAGGUUCCUGGACUGUAAAAUGGUAAUAUUUAUACUUACCUGCCAUUCAGAAGAUUAAUUAUUUAAGGCUGUGUAUAUCUCUGAAUACUAUGUGUUACUGUUUGAAUAUUAAAAUAUGAAAAACCUACAUUACAUUAAAAUUGACAAAAACAAAUGUCAGCCCUAUUGUAACUACUGACUGUAGUAAUACACCAGGAUAUAGCAGAGGGCAGUACAACGAAAAAGCAAUGCUAUACCAGUGAAACAAAUGUUAGGGUAUAAGGCUGGGUAACUUUAAUCUAGUGUCUUCACCUUAGUGUCUUAAUACUGUUAUAGGACUGAAUUUAUAAUGAAAAUGAGGGCAGCAGCCACUCCAGCUGUUUAUUUGCCAUUACUAACAGGGGCUCUGAGCCUGACCACACCCACAUCUGUUUUAAGUCUAUGGACCUGAUUAGAUUCAUUGACCUGAGUGGGGCAGACCCCUUGUCAAAUGUUAUGUGCCAGGCAGAUCCACGUUCCCGUUAUGGAUGACAGACACACGAAAGGAGCAGACAGGGUGUGAAUUGUUACUGGGCCUUUCCAAACCCGAAUGAAUUAAGCUUUUUUCGGUGUAAAGGGGCAUUAUGGGCCGCACGGUACAGCGCAGGGUAAAUUUCGACACUGUGAACAAAAGCCUCACGGUCGCCAAUUCAUUAUACGGGGUUGGGUGUAGUCGGUGAUCCCAGCGCCUUCCCCACCACCUGGCAGCGAGCGAACGGGCAGACGGGACUAGAACCUGCCACUUACCUCCUGUCCCAGGCGGCUGGGCUAACCACUGCGCCUCCCAGCCAACCGCACAAAGAGCCUCCUCCUGGCGCUGGAGGCAUGCGCGCGCCCCUCCUCGCGCUUGCGCGUUCACGAGGGCGGAGGCGCGUGUCUGGCCGGGGUCCGGCGCGGCCUGAGUGCGCACCGUUUUACAUCCGGGUCCCGCGACUCCUACCGCUCCCGCCGCUCUAGUCUCCUGGGGGGCCACCCCCCACCCCCGCCGGCUGGCCGGCGCCGGGCGCUCCAAUGAGAGCGGCUGCCUCUCCCUGCCUCGCGGAGCCCGGCGGCGCCGGCCCUGCGUGCGCGAGUCCGGUCAGCAGGCGAGGAUGAUGCCGGCUCUGGCCGCCCAGAGGCGGGGAUGGCGCUGCCUCUACCGGUUGUACCUGCGGUGCCAGGCGGCGCAGCUCAGCCGGGUCUGCCACGGAUGGCAAGGCUCGAUGAAAUGUGGAAGUCUCUCUUGCAUACUGCCAUGCAGUCGUCUACCAGUCCAAUCACUGAGUCAAGUGAGAGUUUACACUUCUGAUGGUCAGAAAAAAGGCCCUGUACCAGGCCCUGAAGGAGCUGUGCACAAAGCUGGAACAGCACGGGAUACCAGCAGUGCAGGCCAAAAACCACUUUUAUUGCAAGAGCCAAUCCAAAUAAAAGUUAAAGCAGUUCUUAAAAAGAGAGAAUAUGGACCAAAAUACACGCAAAAUAAUUUCAUCACUGGUGUCAGAGCAAUAAAUGAGUUCUGUCUUAAAUCCAGUGAUCUAGAACAGCUGAGGAAAAUCAGACGACGAAGUCCCCAUGAUGACACUGAGGCUUUCACUGUAUUUUUGAGAUCAGAUGUAGAGGCAAAAUCUCUAGAAGUUUGGGGAAGCCCGGAGGCUCUUGCUAAAGAGAGAAAACGGCGUAAAGAAGCAGAGAUAGAAUACAGAGAAAAUCUAUUUAGAAACCAAAAGCUAUUAAAGGAGUACAAAGAUUUUCUUGGGGAUACUAAGCCACGCUCCAGCGCAGGCGCUAUGUUGCUCAAAGGACCAGGAAAGGUGGUGAUGGUUGCUAUUUGCAUAAAUGGGUUGAAUUUUUUCUUUAAACUACUCGCAUGGGUUUACACGGGUUCUGCAAGCAUGUUUUCAGAAGCUAUACAUUCUUUAGCAGACACUUGCAACCAGGCUUUGCUAGCAUUGGGCAUCAGUCAGUCUGCAAGGACACCAGACCCUAGUCAUCCGUAUGGCUUCACAAAUAUGCGCUAUAUUGCCUCCCUAAUUAGUGGGGUUGGCAUUUUCAUGAUGGGUGCCGGACUUUCCUGGUAUCAUGGAAUCAUAGGCUUACUUCAUCCUCAGCCCAUGGAAUCUCUUCUUUGGGCUUAUUGUAUCUUAGCAGGAUCACUGGUGUCUGAAGGAGCUACACUUCUUGUUGCUAUAAAUGAAGUUCGAAGGAGUGCCCAGGCCAAGGGUCUGUCAUUUUAUCAAUAUGUCAGACAGAGUCGUGAUCCCAGUACAAAUGUGGUGUUGUUGGAGGAUGCUGCAGCAGUUUUGGGUGUGACGUUAGCUGCUACUUGCAUGGGUCUGACUUCUUUAACAGGCAACCCUUACUAUGACAGCCUGGGAUCUCUAGGUGUGGGAACUCUGUUGGGAGCUGUAUCAGCUUUUCUCAUCUACACCAACACGGAAGCAUUGCUGGGACGAUCCAUUAAUCCUGAGCAGUUACAGCGACUUACUGAGUUACUGGAGAGUGACCCUGUCGUUAGAGCAAUUCAUGAUGUUAAAGCCACAGACAUGGGAUUGAGCAAAGUGAGAUUCAAGGCAGAAGUAGACUUUGAUGGACGGGUUGUGACUCGUUCUUACCUGGAAAAGCAAGACAUUGAACAGCUGCUACAAGAAAUUCAGCAGGUGAAAACUCUUGAGGAAUUAGAAGCCUUCAUGCUUAAACAUGGAGAGAAUAUCAUUGACACACUGGGAGCUGAAGUAGACCGGCUUGAAAAGGAGCUAAAGCAACGCAAUCCUGAUGUUCGACAUGUAGAUUUGGAAAUAUUGUAGACUUGACAGAAGAAAUCCUUGGAGUACUCUCUUUUGGAAACAAGUUUGCACAGAGAUGGAACAGCUAUUGAAACUGCAGUCACCUCAAUACCAUACCUCAUUUACUUCAUGCUGUAGGCUUCCUGAACUGUUGUUACUGACUCGGUUUCCAGAACAGCUUUAGAUUCAAAGUCAACAACUUUGUUUGGAAGAUCAGUUCAACAAAAGCAUCUUAGCAUAAUUUCUGCAUGAGACUGUUAGAGGUGAAUUUAUUUGGGACUUGGAACUUAGAUCUUUUAGUUUCUAUAAGGCAAAUGGUAAUGCCUGAAAAUACACAGAAGAUAGUUUCCCUAUUUCAAUUUUUUGUCAACUUACACAUCAAUUAGCACUCAUUUAACUACUUCCUUCUAGAAGCCAUUGGAGUAUUUGCAAGAUACAGAUGUUUAAUGCUAGAACAGGCUUUGUUUCAUUUGCCAGUUUGAACCAGUUGUUAUAUUCUAGCUAUAUGGUCUUUUUUUUUUUUCCCCACCCUCUAAGAUCAAUCCCUCCAAGAAGAACUGCCCUUUUCUUGCGUUUCAUGAUUUGGAAACAUGCUUCUGCCAGUGUUGCAAUUAUUGACAUAACCUCAGAGGAUCAUAUCAGUCUCUUGAAUGCAGUUGGCUUUGGGCUUGGCUUAGAGUAUGUUGAGUUACUGUGCAGGAUGUAGAAACCUCAACACGCUUUUUUUUUUUUGUAGGUGAUCUUGGCCAUGUCUUGUGUGUAGGUUUUCUCUCUUCAGACUUUUUCCCACCCAUAUGCCUUUUUGUUGCUUUAACUUGCUAACAUUGGAGGAUAUAAAUUUAUUUAGUAGUUUUCUGAUAUUUUUCAUUUGGCUUUUUAUCCUUUUAAGAGGCAAUAUUCUGCAAAUGAUCUUUGCUAGCAAAAACAAGAGGUGGUGUAGCAGUUUUAACAUAUUCAAGAAAUAUUUAUACUUAAACAGAUGUGAAGAUGAUAUAUUAAUUUAUUUACACAGGCACUACUUGUAUGAAUCUGAAUUGUAGAUUGCUUCCCCCCCCCCCCCCCUUCAGAAAAACCCCUUUGUGUGGGAGAAGUAAAACAAUUGUGCUGAAAUGUGUGUCAUGGCUGUCAGUAAUCCCAAAACUGAGUGCAUAGAAUUGAUGUGUUUGAAAUGCAGGAUUCUAGUGUUUUAUAAAAUGGGUUUCUAGAAUAAGGCUUUCUGCAAUAGGUAUCCAAGUCAUAGCAGACUCUGUGAGAAAUAAUCUUUUAAUAAAGGCUUAGUGAGUACAAAUCAUGCAAAUCUAGUAAUUGAAAUAUUAAUGGAAUAAUUAGCGAUAAAUCUUUCUCCAAGAAAAAUCCUUUAUGCACUUUAAAACGUUUCAGUAACAUGAAAAUUGCUCAUGGGAGAGAGGUGGCAAUAAGAGCAUCCUGAUGAAUCUGUUGGUGGGUAAUCUAGUGACUGACAUACUGAGAGCAGAAAUGUUGAUAGGGAACACAAGUCAUCAAAAUCAAUUUAAGAUUAAAUCAUAUGCAUUGCAGCAAAUGAUAAUGGUGGAAACCAAAAUGUCAGGAUUUGAUUAAAUGCUUUGUAAUAGUAUUUUUUUUUAAAUGUCAUUUGCCAGUGAAUUAUGAGAAUUUAAAAUAGCAUGCCUUUUGACAAUUGCAAAACACUGCAUGCUGUGCAUUUUAAAUAAAAUGACAUUCCAAAUUUUAGUUUUUGGAGAUGAGGCUUUAUGUACUGUAAUGUGUGUAAUGGAUGACUUCGUUACAUAGUUGGGAAUGAAGGGUCUGUUAGUACCCUUCUCUUCUCAUCAUUCAUUUGUUUAUAGCCUAUUAGUGCUUAACCUAAGGGAAGACUUGAUUUUUGUCUCCCACUGUAGUGCUAAUUAGAUUUGUAGUAUAUACUUAAGACUGAACAUUAGAAAUGUGUUUAAUAAAAAGUGAUAUUUUUAAAGUUAAUUUCACAUAUUUGUAAAAUGUUACAAAUGUGUGGGUAGUUUCCCAAAUAACUAAUGAGGGACACUUUAGCACAUUCUGAAUGGUUUACUUUUGAGUCUUUUUCUCAAGUCUGCUUCUUCAUAUCCCAGCAUGCACUCUGCUGAUGACAUAAUCAUCCAGGAAGAGCACUGGAACUUGACUUUGAUUAAGGCAAAUCCUAUUUAUCUCCUCUUCUUUCUCUCUCCCCCCCUCCCUCCCAUAAAGCACUAUAAAGUACUGUUACUGAAGAAAAACAAAAAUUUUAAAAUCCUGGAAGGGAGGGCAAGAAUCUGAACAUUGCCUCUGGCCAUUACUCUUCAGUGGUGUAUGUGACAUCACAAGUGCCAUGUAUGCCGGACCAUCGUGAAUGGGAGUCAGUAAUCUAUAAGGGGAGUUUGUAUAUUGUGUUUCUGAAACAUCCCCAAAGGUUAGUAAAUAUUAGAAAUGUACUGAAAUGCUCCCUUAUCUAGUUUAUAGAGAAACUUAAGCACAUAAUCUUAAAGUGCAUACUACUCUGAAAAGUGUUUGUGUAAAAAAGGGUACUUGCUCAAUCAUAGCUGCUCCCUGCAUGUAUUCUGAUUCAUAUCUGCCUACUUCACUGACAAAAAUAAGAUUGUACUGCUUUUUAUUGUCUUUGCAGUGCUAUGAGAAAGUGAGCUGGACUCUGUUGCUUCUGUCAUCAACAAGAUUUACUAAAUUCCAAUUGGGUACAUCUUUGCAACCCCAUUGGAGGCUGUAGGUUUUCACAGGCAUCAUUAAGAACUUAAUUUUAUUUGCAAAGCCACUUUCAUUGGUGGCGAUGCACGAGGAAAGACCCCAGUUUGAUUCUGAGAGCCCAGCAUGGGUUUUCAUGGCUUGCAUUUAGUUAAAACGUCUUCUACAUUGAGCACGACUUAUAACAGAAAUUGGCAUAAUAAACCUGGUACCCCAGUUUUAGUCACUUUGAGAAGGGAAUUGCACUUUAAAGUUAUAAUACAUUUAAUUAAAUUAUAAUAUAAAAAACUUUUAACAGAUUGCUGUUAAAUGUUUUUAGUGAAAACCGUUACCCAGAUUUAAGCUACAGUACUUUCAUGGUCUAAAGAACGGGUUGAACUGAGUCCAGGUUUUGGUUUAGCCUUGUUACGGUAUUCUGAUCGGAAGCUUUUUGGGAUAGUCCUUUUCCGUGGUAGGAUAUUUUGGAUUAAAGUAAACUUGCAAAGUACUAAGGAAUUGGGUGUUUUCUUCAUGAACCAUAGAUGUGACACCUUAACUUGUCACUUAAAUAUUAUCUCUGAUUUGAAAGAGUGAUAAAAUCAAUGGAGUAAGGAAUCAGAUAAAAUUUAAAAUGUUUAUUCUAGGAUUUUUUCAAUACAUUUUCCUCUGUCUCUUAAAGCCAUGGAAUAUUUUUAUUUUUAUAGAUUCUGUUGGCCGUACAGCCUUUAUUUUGCAAAACAGGAUUCAGACAACUCUAUCCAUUUAUUUUGUGGGAAAUACAUUCUCAUUAGUUGCAUGAUAUUUCAUAAUUCAAUCUGGAUAACAUUAAAGAAAUGCUGAUUGACACAAAAGAUAUAUUUUGAGGAAAGAGUCUAACCACUGCAACUACUGAGGGCUCACAGUUUUAAGGUCUCAUUAGAUUCCUUUUUUUGUUUGUUUCUUGGACUUCUAUGCAAAUUUCCUGAAUACUUUGUCUUCUGACGCUGGACAUGAGAUUGUAUGCUUUCCCCUUCAGAUGGGACCUUCACUAUGGUUAUCUAUAGUUGUAAUCUCAAGGCUACGGACUAGUCCAACAAAGCUCUACUUGGGGCUAAUCUUGAAGGCUAUCCAGAAACUUCAGCUGGUGCAGUAUGUGUGGAGCACUUGACAGUUAAGUAGGGCAGACUCGCAGGAGUAUAUUGUACUUGUGCACUGAACUUCAGAUUGAUUCCCAGUUCACAAUGGAAUUUAAUUCAAGAUGCUGGUUGCUAUUUAUAAAGCCCCUCAGUUGUCUGGUACUGUUCCACCUGGGGCCCUCAGAGGCUCAGCAUAAGCUCUUCAGCUUUUUCUGUUGCAAGGGUACAGGUCACAGGACCCCGACGUUCUCAGUGGUGUGUCCUCCUCUUUAAUACUCACACAUGCUAGAAAAGUAUGUGGACUACAUCCACAUUUGGAAUGUGACUUAGAUUAGUUUUCUGCUGACUGAAGGUCUGGAAUCUCCUGACAUUUUAUCCUACUAGCAAGUUUUUGAGAGAAUAUGAUAAAUCUAACCUUUUUGAAGUGUGUUUGAAGAAAAGGAAUGAAGACUUACCAAGAUAAGCGGUAAUGUGAAAAAAUAUGGAAACAAAGAAAAAAUGGGAAGUGGAAAAAAUUAACAUCAAAUUGAUCAUAUAGACAAUGAGAUAAGAAAUCAGGUAAAUAUUAGUUUGAAUGGAAAAAUAGACCAUAAGAAAUUAUCUAACAAGGACACAGAAUGCAAUGUAGUUAAUAUCUGGAUGCUAAGCAAAAGAGACUGUUCUGAAACAUUUUUAUUUCUUUAAAAUAAUGAUUGGGUGAAACAGAUACUUUUUUCAGUCUCACUGGAAAGAUUUAUAUGGUGAAAACUGUCUUAGGUGACCAAUCUAAGGGACUGAACAUUUGCUUCUUGACUGAGGUGACCAGAUGAAGGUGGCACAGAUUAUUAUUUCAAAAGUUUGAGGUAGAGUAGUAUAAGACAAGAAAUUGUCUAAGGUGGUCUAUCAUACAGAUUUAAUUAUUUAGCAGCCAGGGAUGGAAAAUUCUGGGCCCUACUGCUAAGUAUGAUGGAGUAAUCUCAGUGUGUGUAAAUAUCCCUCUCUCAAAGCUGUUGGCAAGCUGUUUAAGAGGUAGCGGACAGCGAGUUGUAGGAAGGGAUAUGAGUAUUGGCUCUGCACUGAGGAAACUUGAGGAUUUAUUUUUCAACAAGAUCGAUUCAGAGCACACUCAACUAUGGGCGCAAACACUGAAUGAAAACACUGGUAUUAUGUGAUUUAGCCACCUAAAUCAUGUAACUCAGUCCAAUAAAAGGAAUUUGGAAUGAACUGAAGGAAGUUUUUAAAAAAGGACACCUUACAGCAACAAAACAACUGAAGCACCAUCUUGUGGACACAUUAAAAGCAGUUAUCUCCCAUUAGCAAGAAAUAAAUAGCAUUCCAAAGAUCACUGCAUUAUAUUGUGUACACACCAAUAUUUAAAUGAAGGACUGGAAGAAAUUCCAAUCCUUAACUUUUCAGGUUGUCUAAACUUCUGUGGACAAAGUGAAGUGCCCAGUUACAUAACUUUUUGCAAAUCCCUUUAAACCAUUAAUUGUACUAAGUGUCAUGUUCAAGGAUUUGACAUUUAUUUAAAUAACAUGGAGAGGAAAAACCUAGGUGAGGGGGAAAAUCUUGUUCGUAGCAAGUACAGCAGCAGUUUUCCAGGCUACACUCUGUGCACUUUUGAGGGCAGAUUCUUUCUCUAACACUGCUCACAACCACCAAGAACCAUUCAGGGAGAGGCUCUUAUUCCCUGUUUAAAGUUUUGUACUGAUAAAGCAUAUGGACAAAAUUCUGUAUUUCCAGUAUUUAACAAAAUUGGUAUGAGGAAGUAGAGCUAGGGAAAGUGUCUACUGAUUAAAUUAGUGAGACAGUUCCAUGCUCUCAUCUGACCUAAGACAAAGUUGAUUUUCUAACCCAAAUUUAAAGUGGAUUUAUUAAAGAAAGAUUUUAGGAUAAUUUCAAAUCUUAGAGCAGAAGAAAACACGCUUUCCUAGUGUGGGAGAAAAUAAAUGUGGCAACUAUAGUUUGAAAGGAGAUUAUGCAAAAAUUUGGUUUAUUGAAGUAGAAAUGUGCUAUACUGAACAUGAAAAUUCAUUUCUGUUUAAUCAUGACCAACACUGCAACAAAUCUGAAAGCCAUCACUUUGGACCUCUUUACUUAUGUGUCUGGAAGAGAUCUUUCUAUUGAGAACCCCAAAAUCAGUGUCUUAUGUUUCUCCAUGUAACCACAUCAAUCUUUCAAACAAAGCAUGUUCCCACUAUUCUGAAGCUUUCUUGUGAUGCUUUUUAUUUUGCCGUAUUUCAGUUACUUUAAGUCUGAGAAUCAUGCUGACUGACAGGCAUAGGCAUCAUAUUAAUAAAUAUUUAUCUCUG
Chelonia mydas (Green sea turtle) is the source of this 14742-nucleotide messenger RNA. RefSeq names its product solute carrier family 30 member 9 (gene SLC30A9). Gene Ontology annotation, molecular function: monoatomic cation transmembrane transporter activity. Gene Ontology annotation, biological process: transmembrane transport; positive regulation of transcription by RNA polymerase II; zinc ion transport. The transcript is spliced from 18 exons. The record is from RefSeq and is a predicted model, not a curated record. NCBI's taxonomy places the organism in Eukaryota, Metazoa, Chordata, Testudines, Cheloniidae. Bases 6999 to 8690 code for a protein of 563 amino acids. Gene Ontology annotation, cellular component: nucleus; membrane.